Molecule: messenger RNA, 736 nt
Organism: Cajanus cajan (pigeon pea)
Lineage: Eukaryota; Viridiplantae; Streptophyta; Magnoliopsida; Fabales; Fabaceae
Source: RefSeq, a predicted model, not a curated record
AUGGAAAAGCUGUCCUUUAAGUUGAUGGAGCUUAUAGCUCUGAGCUUAGGCCUUGAGCCAAAGAGGUUUGAAGAGUUUUUCAUCAAAGAACAAACUAGCUAUCUUCGAUUCAACUACUACCCUCCAUGUCCUUACCCUCACCUUGCUCUUGGUCUUGGUCGACACAAGGACGCCGGUGCCUUAACUGUUCUUGCCAAAGAUGACGUUGUUGAAGGGCUUGAAGUUAGACGCAGAGCAGAUCAAGAGUGGGUUCGAGUGAAACCUACACCAAAUGCUUACAUAAUCAAUGUUGGGGAUAUCAUUCAGGUUUGGAGCAAUGACGCGUAUGAGAGCGUGGAACACAGAGUGAUAGCUAACACUGAGAAAGAAAGGUUUUCCGUUCCAUUCUUCUUCCACCCAGCGCACUACACCAUAGUCGAGCCUUUGGAGGAGUUGACAAAUGAGAAAAACCCUCCAAAAUAUAGGCCAUACAACUGGGGCAAGUUUCUUGUCCGCAGAAAAGGCAGCAAUUUCCAGAAACUGAAUGUGGAGGUCAUUCAAAUUCACCACUUUAAGAUAGCUUAAAUGAUAUUUCAGAUUCUGAUAAUUUAUUGCCUUAUGCAUGUAAAAGCAGACUGAUCUAAUUAAGAAUGUUUAUGAUCUGAGUCUGUUAUCUAGUUUGCUGAUAAACCUUAAUUGUCUGAAUUAUGUAUGCCAGUGGCAUAGAAUAAAAUAAAAAAAGAGACAUCGUUAUCGU